CUUUUUUUUUUUUUUUUUUCAUGGCAUCUGACAGCGAGGUGAAGACCCUGCUCAAUUUCGUGAAUUUGGCAUCAUGUGACAUCAAGGCUGCCCUGGACAAAUCGGCUCCGUGCAGGAGGUCGGUGGAUCACCGAAAAUAUCUGCAGAAGCAGUUAAAGCGCUUUUCUCAGAAAUAUUCCCGGUUGCCGCGGAGUCACUCGAGCAAAAGCGUGGAGGGCAGGAAAAGUUUGACGGACAGGCACGGUUCCGCCUCACACAACACAGGCUCGGGUGGAAAGGUUCCUGGAGCAUUUGAGGCCGGGGGGAACGUAAUUGGGGACAUGCGCCACCGAGAGGAGCAUAUGGAGGCUGAAAGGCCGGAGCAGGUGCCCAUGAGGAACAGACAGCUGCCUCCCUCGUUUUGGGAAGAACCGAGGCCGUCUUCCAGCCUCCUAGCCAUGGAGUGCCCCUCGACACUCGACAUCUUGUAUAAAGAAGAGGUCGAUGGCUCGUUUCCCCGAGAAGAGUGCAAGAGAAUUAAAAACGUGGUCAUCCACGAACGCUCCGGCGGCCUCCGCGCACGCGCUUUCGGGGAGAAAGACUCCGGGAAAGUUCCAUCUUUGGCUUCGUGCGCCGAGCGAGGGGAUUUUUGUGGCUGUUGCGCCUUUCAGUACCACGGACAAGCGAUGCACCCGCCGAACCACCAAACCCUCUCUCACCACCCCCUGACCGCCCUGGCUCUGUGGAGCAAAACGGCGGCGCCGGCCGUGGAGAUCCAGCACUUGUAUAAAGAGUCGGGGCAGAGGAUUUACCGGCACGUGGUCCUGAAACCCAUUCCUACGAAGCCGCCCGCCGUCCCCUCCCUGUUCAAUGUGUUUGGAUACAUAUAACCGCGGCCCAGGCCACGUACGACGUCUUUACGGGUUUCGGGGUCCUUUGGUGACUUUUUUAACCACACGCUUUACUAGAUAAGAGACCUGCGUGGCCCUCAUCUACUAAACGGCUCUGAACGUCACAUUCUAUUUAAAGAACUUUCCCACCCAACUGGAUACUUUAUCACCGUGCUAUUAUUAUCGCAUUGAUUAACUAUUUCAGCUCCCAUCUAUCAAAGGGUUAA
Spea bombifrons (plains spadefoot toad) is the source of this 1096-nucleotide messenger RNA. RefSeq names its product family with sequence similarity 181 member A (gene FAM181A). The record is from RefSeq and is a predicted model, not a curated record. Bases 21 to 869 code for a protein of 282 amino acids. The transcript has a single exon. Lineage: Eukaryota; Metazoa; Chordata; Amphibia; Anura; Pelobatidae.